AGGUGCUCUUUCCAGACGCGGAAGCGAUUUCCAGCUGUCAAACAGCUUUUGGUAAAUUAGUUUCACCUCUCGGUUGAAAGGAAAACAACAAUUGACGUUACUUCAAAAUGGACUGUCCACGCUGGUUGCCUCUGGAGUCGAAUCCAGAAGUCAUGACAAAGUUUGUCAGUUGUUUGGGUAUGAGGCCAACCUGGCAAUUUGGAGAUGUAUAUGGAUUGGAUCCAGAGCUUCUCAGCAUGGUACCAAGACCAGUGUGUGCAGUGCUACUUCUGUUCCCAGUGACAGAGAAGUAUGAGACAUUCAAGCAAGAAGAGGAAGAGAAACUCAAGGAUCAGCGACAGGAGGUCUCUCCUGACAUCUACUUCAUUAAGCAAACUAUCGGCAAUGCCUGUGGAACAAUAGGAUUAAUUCACGCAGUGGCAAACAACAAGACACACCUUGAAUUUGAGCCUGAUUCUCCUCUUAAGAAGUUUCUUGAGCAAUCCGCUAAAAUGACCCCAGAGGAAAGGGCCACCUUCCUGGAAAAAGAUGAGAGUAUACGUGUUACACAUGAAUCCAGUGCACAGGAGGGACAGACUGAGGCUCCAAGUUUAGAUGAGAAAGUGAAUCUGCAUUUUAUAUGUUUUGUGAAUGUCGGAGGACAGUUAUAUGAACUGGAUGGCCGGAAGCCUUUCCCUAUUGUCCACGGAAAAACGGCAGAAGAUACUUUCCUCGAGGAUGCUGUAGAGGUUUGUAAGAGCUUCAUGGCUCGCGACCCUCAGGAGGUUCGUUUCACCAUCAUUGCUCUCUCCAAAGAUUCAUACUGAGGAAACUCCCUUGUGACCCCAGAAAACAAAGAAAACAUUACUGCCAAACAUUCUCAAGUGCUGACUUCAUUGGAAAAUUACAUCUUACACUUGUUAGAGUUGGAUGAAAUACGAAGAGAAUUAGAGUGCUGCUGUGCAACUAAAGGUAUUUCUUGUUAAGAUCAAAUUCUUCCAGUUCCCCACUGCUGAAACGUCUCAAUAACUACACUGCACUAAAGUUUGUUUACAUGGCAUGUUUGGCUUUCAAUUAAGAAAGAAAUUUAACAAAAUGUCCACGUCACUGAGGGAACUCAACUUCUUUUUUACUCUGGGUUAAAUGAUGCAUAUAGUGAUUUGUUUUUGAUCAUAUGUCUAACCACAUGGUCAAAACCGGUUGAAGAAACAUGUUUUGCAAGGCUUUAAUUUCAGUCAUGGCUUUGAAAAAAACAGAUGCUAACAGCUUAAUGCUGUUGUAUGCAGUAAUGAUGUUACGAAAAGCUUAUCAAAAAAAGAUGUCUCCUGUAAGUGAGGCUAACUGAAAAAUGCAGACUGUACGUCCAUGUGGAAGGUGCCUACAUUUUUGUAAUAAGAAUAAAAGAUUCUGUCAAAUAAAAGGCAAAUUUAUUAAACA
Siniperca chuatsi (mandarin fish) is the source of this 1416-nucleotide messenger RNA. RefSeq names its product ubiquitin carboxyl-terminal esterase L3 (ubiquitin thiolesterase) (gene uchl3). The transcript is spliced from 9 exons. Lineage: Eukaryota; Metazoa; Chordata; Actinopteri; Centrarchiformes; Sinipercidae. The record is from RefSeq and is a predicted model, not a curated record. Bases 108 to 806 code for a protein of 232 amino acids. Gene Ontology annotation, biological process: protein deubiquitination; ubiquitin-dependent protein catabolic process. Gene Ontology annotation, cellular component: cytoplasm. Gene Ontology annotation, molecular function: cysteine-type deubiquitinase activity.